This is a messenger RNA of Lytechinus variegatus (green sea urchin), 2475 nucleotides long. RefSeq names its product serine/threonine-protein phosphatase 2A 55 kDa regulatory subunit B beta isoform-like. Bases 175 to 1515 code for a protein of 446 amino acids. NCBI's taxonomy places the organism in Eukaryota, Metazoa, Echinodermata, Echinoidea, Temnopleuroida, Toxopneustidae. The transcript is spliced from 9 exons. The record is from RefSeq and is a predicted model, not a curated record. Gene Ontology annotation, cellular component: protein phosphatase type 2A complex; cytosol. Gene Ontology annotation, molecular function: protein phosphatase regulator activity; protein binding. Gene Ontology annotation, biological process: peptidyl-serine dephosphorylation.
CAAUGUUAUUCAUCAAUGAAAUGCGCCAUUUUGAAAUGAAAUUACCCUAUUUUUCUCCUAAAUACUAUCGGUUCUAUAUCAAGUACAUCAUCAUCUUAGUGAACGAGCGUGGGUUAUAAAUAUAAUCUUGAAAGGAUACUGGAUAUCCUUUGGAGUUUUUUUGAACCCAGCACCAUGGCCGUUUCAGGCGAGGUGCAAUGGUGCUUUUCUCAAGUCAAAGGAACCGUAGAUGAUGAUGUAACAGAAGCCGAUAUAAUUUCAACAUGUGAAUUCAACCACGAUGGUGAACUACUUGCGACAGGUGAUAAAGGAGGGAGAGUAGUAAUCUUUCAACGAGAAGAUUCAUCAAGAAAUUCCACACCACCAAGGGGUGAAUACAAUGUGUACAGCACCUUCCAAAGCCACGAGCCUGAAUUUGACUAUCUCAAAAGUUUAGAAAUAGAAGAAAAAAUUAAUAAAAUCAAAUGGCUUCCCAGGCAAAAUCACGCACAUUUCCUUCUUUCAACAAAUGAUAAAACUGUCAAAUUAUGGAAAGUAUCUGAAAGGGACAAGAAAUGGACGGGUUCGUCCAACCUGAUGGGGGAGGAUGGAGUUCUCCUUGAUCCAGCUAGUAUCACCUCCGUCAGGUUACCCAAGGUGGAACCCAUGGAGCUGAUGGUGGAGGCAAGCCCAAGGAGGGUGUUUGCCAACGCACACACCUACCACAUCAACUCAAUAUCCGUCAAUAGUGAUGGCGAAACGUACAUAUCAGCGGAUGAUCUCCGGAUUAACCUCUGGCAUCUAGGCAUCACCGAUCAGAGUUUCAAUAUUGUAGAUAUAAAACCAGCCAACAUGGAGGAUCUAACAGAGGUCAUCACGGCGGCUGAGUUUCAUCCAAAGGAUUGUAAUUUAUUUGUGUAUAGCAGUUCCAAAGGAACUAUUAGGGUAUGUGACAUGCGCCAAUCCGCACUCUGCGACCAGAGCGCUAGAAUCUUUGAAGAACCGGAGGAUCCGAGCAAUAGGUCAUUCUUUUCAGAAAUUAUUUCAUCAAUAUCAGAUGUCAGGUUUAGUCACAGUGGUAGAUUUCUUAUAUCAAGAGACUAUCUUUCAGUAAAGGUGUGGGAUCUUCUUAUGGAUUCCAAGCCAGUAGAAACCUUUCCCGUCCACGAGUACCUUCGAAGCAAGCUAUGUUCUCUCUAUGAGAAUGACUGCAUAUUUGACAAGUUUGAGUGUGUUUGGAAUGGCUCAGACAGUUCAAUCAUGACAGGUUCAUACAACAACUUCUUCAGGAUAUUUGACCGCAGCACGAGUCGCGACGUCACCCUGGAGGCCUCCCGCGAGAACACGAAACCUCUCCAAGUGCUGAAGCCGCGGCGGGUCGGCACCGGCAGCAAGCGGAAAAAGGACGAGAUCAGCGUUGACAGCCUGGACUUCAACCGUAAGAUCCUCCACACUGCAUGGCACCCGCGGGAGAACAUCCUGGCAGUAGCAGCUACAAAUAACUUGUACCUCUUCCAAGAGAAGCCUCCCAGCUAAGCCAUGGCCUUACUUGCACCACCUUUACUGUAGUCUCUUUGAAAAUAUAGAAUCACCCUCUCUACAUAGAGAAAGAGAGGGACUUAUAGGUUAUUUGAGAAGUGAUUUGGAAAGGACAGAUUUAUGUUCAAGUGUUUGGGUAUUGGUCAGCAUGGCAUUGAGUGACUGGAACAACAAACAACUCCUUUUGGAAAUCAAGUCGGAAGUCUUACUAUGAAGACUGCAGUGUAUUACUUGCCUCAUGGAGCUCCAUAACGUAAAUAGUCCCCAUGUCAUCUCUUUGGUAUAUAACAGAAAUAUUCUCUGACAAACUUGACGCCAACAUAAAUGAAUAUUGCAUAAUAAGAAUAUAGAUCAGAGAUGAAUUGUUUUAGAUAAAUACAAUACCAAAAUUAUGUAAGAUUCAUAUUGCAUUGAUAAUAUAUUUGUGCUUUUCAGUUGUCUGUAUGCAAUUACUUUCCACUUUGCACAAAUGACUUGAUUUACAAUGAUAUUCAGCAUUUAAAAAGAUAUUUUCAUUAUUUCACAAUGAUUUAAAAACAAUGUUUGGAAAAAAAAAUUAACUGCAACUCUGCCCGAACAUAAACCCCCCACAUAAAGAAAGUGAUGCAAACUGCUAGAUUUGUCCUCUGGAAAAAAAAGUUAUGAUACAAUAUACAUUGAUAUGUUAUUUUCCCCUCUAACAAAGAAGGAAAAUAAUAUUGAUUUCAGUUUGGUAUUUUAGUAGCCUCUGAGUCUGAGGGAUACAAUAUGUAUGCUUGGUGAUAAAACUGUAUCUCAAACGAGUUGAAUGUCGAAGAAAGUAUAUAAACCUUAUUAUAGUCUUCUUCACUUCUUACUAUUCUCAUGUCUUGACAUGGUAUGAUUUAAUUCUUUCUUGAUAACUUUAUUUCCAAUCCUAAGGGAAAUACUGUUUCUUGUAUUUUUGAGCAGAUUCAUCCCUAUUUACCAGUUAUACGA